UCUCUACAGACAGGUUCACUCUACUGCUACUGCCUCUGGCUAUUUACCGGCGCCGCUGUCGCCGCCGCUGACUCUGUGACAGGAGGCUGCUCGCUCGUCAUGGCUCGCCCUGGCCACGCCCUGGCGCUGCUGCUGGUGGCAGUCGCCGUCCUCCUGCACAGCUCCGUCGCCGCGGCACCGGCGAACGAGUCGGCCGUGGUCCUGGCCGUGGUCAAGGUGCUGCUGAACUCGACGCGACCCUCGGACGAGAGCUUCCUGGUCGACCCCACGGUGCUGUGUGCACUGCGCCUGGCACCGGUGCACAACCUGCGCAUGGAGCGCUCCUUCCUCAAGCAGCUGCUGGCGCGCCUCGCCGACCUGCACCUCGACCGCAGCUGCCCGGGGCAGGUGACCGACCCGGACGAGAGGCCCCGUCGCGGCGAGGCCGUCCCGUCGGGGCUGCUGGCGCUGAUGGUGCUGGCGCUGAGGGCCUCGUGCCUGCCCGUGGAGGCCAUGCGCCUGGGCUGGGUCCGCGUCGACCUCCUCGGCAUCCUGGACCAGCGGCUCGACGAGGAGCGGCGCAGCGUUGCGCUGGCUGGGAGGCCGCUCACCACCUACUACCAGUAUGCGCUCGCCACGCAGGCGCUGUGCAUCCUCAACGCCAGCGUGGACCCCGACGCCGUGGAGAAGCUCGCGAGCUGGGCCCUGCUCCAGGGGUCUGGCGACGGGCCCCACUCCCUCGACGAGGCAUCCCAGGCGCUGGUGGCGCUGUCGUGCCUCAAGGGGACUCCGCUCCUGCGGCCCCCCACGCUCGCCACUGCCGUGGCCGCGGCAGCCCAGAGCCUCGCCUCGCUGCUGCUGGGGCAUCGCUCGGGAAACGGAGCCAUCGGCAACAUCUACAGCACCGCCCUCGCCGUACAGGCCCUGCAGGCUGCCCAAGGGAGCGGGGUGAACGUGAGCGGCUGGGACGGGGGCAACGCCUCCCGCACCUUCCUCUUCGCCGCCGCCGUGGCCGGGGAGUUCAACGCCUCCCCUGGGGCCCUGGCCCAGCUGCUGCCCACGCUGCUGGGCACCACCUACCUGGCCGUGCCGCGCAUCACCUGCGUGGGUGACGACGACAGCGUCCACGACCUGCACAGCGAGCUGACGCUGAGCCCGCCCGCCGGCAACUCGUCGUGGCCCAUCGGAGUGACCUACCAGGCCACCGACGGCCUGGGCCACACCUUCGACAACAGUGUCCACGUGACCGUGCCCAGCGGCUCCAACCUCCUGCGCGUGCUGGAGGCCGCCCAGGCACAGAACGCCCUCCAGUUCAGCUUCAAGACCAAGCCGUCGAGCUUCGGGCCCUACCUGGUGCAGGUGAACGGACUCGUGGCGGACUCGGCCCUGCACCAGUACUGGCAGCUGCUGGAUGCUCCCAGCACCCCGCUGGACAAAGGGCUGAGGGACUACAUUGUGUCUGAUGGACAACACCUCAUCGCCAAUCUCACCACGUGGUAGAUGCAGCGUGGGGAGGGGGGGCACGACGCCGGUCAACGUUCAACAAACGUCAGGAGACGGGGACUUGACUGCGGGGCUCCCUCGCUGUGCUACGUCAUCGUCGCCUCUCAUCUCAUUGGCCCCCAGCUGUGGCCCCCCCUCCCCCCUGGUGGCAGCUGUCCCUGUGCUGCUGCUGCAAGGCGAACGUGGCAGUGGGAGCGUCAUAAUCGCAGCCGUGACGUCAUCGUCUUAAUCGCAGCAGUGACGUCAUCGUCAUAAUCGCUGCCGUGACGUCAUAAUCGCUGCCGUGACGUCAUCGUCAUAAUCGCAGCCUUGACGUCAUCCUCGCCGUUAUUAAUAGUGGGCCAUGAUCGGUCCACUGCUGUAUCAAUUCCUCCCCCUCCCCUCCCACCAAAGGCAGCCUCACGGUCUUGGCGAGAAGUGACGACCCCACAGAUUCCCAUUCACAUCCAUAGAUUAUAUUCGUACAUGACGAUGCAUGUGACAUAAUCAAACAUUAAAAGUUUUGUAUUCGCUG
Molecule: messenger RNA, 1996 nt
Organism: Petromyzon marinus (sea lamprey)
Lineage: Eukaryota; Metazoa; Chordata; Hyperoartia; Petromyzontiformes; Petromyzontidae
Source: RefSeq, a predicted model, not a curated record